Molecule: messenger RNA, 1624 nt
Organism: Anoplopoma fimbria (sablefish)
Lineage: Eukaryota; Metazoa; Chordata; Actinopteri; Perciformes; Anoplopomatidae
Product: ras-related protein Rap-2a-like
Exons: 2
Coding region: 147-698 (183 amino acids)
Biological process (GO): negative regulation of cell migration; Rap protein signal transduction
Cellular component (GO): plasma membrane
Molecular function (GO): GTPase activity; GDP binding; GTP binding
Source: RefSeq, a predicted model, not a curated record
UGUUUCUGCAGGAGCAUCUGGUUCAUUGUAUCUGCCACCGAGCCAUGGCUGUAUAGAGUCAUUCUAGACCGCUGGUGCACCGACGGGGUGCGCUUCUUUUUGCAGCUUGGGGGACUUUGUUCUCUGCAUGCCGGAUUUGGGUCGCUAUGCGGGAGUAUAAGGUGGUGGUGCUCGGCAGCGGAGGGGUGGGGAAGUCCGCCCUGACUGUCCAGUUCGUCACCGGGACGUUUAUUGAGAAGUACGACCCGACCAUCGAGGACUUCUACCGCAAGGAGAUCGAGGUGGACUCCUCUCCGUCGGUGCUGGAGAUCCUGGACACGGCCGGGACCGAGCAGUUCGCCUCCAUGAGGGAUCUCUACAUCAGGAACGGCCAGGGCUUCAUCCUGGUCUACAGUCUGGUCAACCAGCAAAGUUUUCAGGACAUCAAGCCCAUGAGAGACCAGAUCAUCAGGGUGAAAAGGUAUCAGCAGGUGCCGGUGGUGCUGGUGGGUAAUAAGGUGGACCUGGAGGAGGAGAGGGAAGUGUCCCCCAGCGAGGGCCAGGCGCUGGCCGAGGACUGGGGCUGCCCCUUCAUGGAGACGUCGGCCAAGAGCAAGACCAUGGUGGACGAGCUUUUCGCCGAGAUCGUGAGGCAGAUGGACUUCUGCCCUCUGCCGGACCGGAGGGAGGCCUGCUGCCCCGCCUGCAGCGUGCAGUAGCAGCCUGAUGGAGCGGUGAUGGAUGGGAGGACGGUCGGCAAUGAGAAUGCUAAUUAAUUCAUGUUAGAUAGACUGAAGAUGGAAGGGAUUUAAAGGGAAAAUCCACUCUAAAACUGUUUAGACCUGCUUUCUGUAUCAAGCAGUUUAGGCCUGUGCAUUCUGGGAAAUGUAGGAAAUCCCUAACUGAUGCAGAAGAAGACAAAGAGGGUUUAGGGAAUGAUUAAAUUACAACAUACAUCACUCUUCGGACACAGGGUGGAUUUUUCCCUUGAAAGAAUGAAACAACAACACUUGACCUCCCACAUUCAUCACCGUCCUCCUGAUUAACAGGAGCAAAUGUUCAGGGUUUCCCAAAGGCAGCACGGUGCCAAAACCAUCUUAAAAGCCAUCGACAAAGAGGAUCAUAGUGCUAAACGCUUUUCGGGAAACCAGCCAUAGGUCCAAGCAGGGAUGGCAGUGUGCUCCGCAGUUUUUAUGGGUCCUCUUCUCUUCUGCUUGUGUUUUUUCUGUUGGCACUUUUGGGACUUUUUUUCGACAGUGCAAGACCAGUCACCAAGUAUCUGAAACAGAUGUCGAGUAACACCACUGUGAUGGAGUCGUACUGGAAAUUAAUUUCACAGCAGGCCCGCCUAAAUACGAAUGAAUGACUUGAUGAGCGAAUGUUUUAAAAAAAAGAAAGAAAACUGCACCUUUGGGGAAAUUCAUUCAGAAGAUCCCAAAUGUUGAAAUACUGUGGAUGAUGUGUGCAUGAAGUUGUACUGUCACACUGACAUCGAGUACAAUCAACCUCACCCAAAGAGACAGUAUCAAUCAAUCAACUGAUGAAACAAUCAACCGGACACUUGUCUUUACACCUUACAGAUGAUACAAAUGCCUUGUUACAUUGUAUGAAGUGAACAUCCGUGUCAGUGUAUAGUUCUUUUAUC